This is a messenger RNA of Danaus plexippus (monarch butterfly), 3742 nucleotides long. Its product is annotated as metabotropic glycine receptor. The transcript is spliced from 12 exons. Gene Ontology annotation, cellular component: membrane. Gene Ontology annotation, biological process: G protein-coupled receptor signaling pathway. NCBI's taxonomy places the organism in Eukaryota, Metazoa, Arthropoda, Insecta, Lepidoptera, Nymphalidae. Bases 17 to 3094 code for a protein of 1025 amino acids. Gene Ontology annotation, molecular function: G protein-coupled receptor activity. The record is from RefSeq and is a predicted model, not a curated record.
CGCACGUGAUGUUACGAUGAGGACACUAAUCCUGAUAUACUUCGUGUCGUUGGUUCAGUGCGAGUUCAAAAGUGACGUGAAACAUAUACGACACGCUCGGACGUUGAUCAGACACGGCAGGUCCAGAGUGCACCUCACGAGGCUCCACGCCAAGGGGAGGGAUCCUCUACCCCAGGUCAUCGACGCCGAGAGGAGCAGUGAGUUAGAAAGUAUCGAUAAAUCUGGUGAGGAUCCAGUAGUUUCAAUAGUAAAUAGACCAUACGGAAAUCCAGAUGCAAAUACAGAUAAAGAAACUGAAUCGAUAUUACAAUAUCUCGGUAACAUCUCCAAAGACCUUAUCUCCAGAAACGUGACGGAUCCAGAUGACGUCUCAUUAGUCGAUCAUUUCUAUAAUCUGAAACAAAGUUAUGAGAACGACACUCAGUUGUCGUUAGAUGAAACGAGUGUGGAUAAUGUUUUCAAGGACAAUAAUAGCAAUGAUUCAAGUUUAAAUUCGAACAACACCGUUUUAAGAACAAACAUUCAGGAAGAUGUUGUUACAAAAUUUCUAAGAUUAAUAGAAACUCAACAUUUAUUGGGUGAGAAUUGUACAGCAGGCACUCAUUUGAAUUUAGGUGAAGGGGUUGUUGAUAGAUACGCUCAGGAAAGAUUCAGAAUAGAAGCGGAUGUGGCCGUUAAUAGAGCUAACAUGUUGACGAGGUUGUGGAAAUACAGCGGAAGAGAUGUCAUGCAUCAUGAAUAUCUCUUGCACGCUGUAGUUGUUUCAAUGGUCGAGUUUAAUAAAGACAUAUUCGCUGCUGGCAACUGUUACGACCAAAACCAAUAUAAAGAAUACCAAUUGUUCUGUCCAUUCGCCUAUCGAUUACCAGAUGGACCAAUACUAGCAAAAGAUUUGGCCGUCGAAUACAAAUAUUUGAGCAAUACGUCGGAGUGGUUUUAUAUCGCUCGAAAGAAUGCUGAACGUGUUAUACGAAACAAUAACCAAUUCUUACGAGGUUACAACACAUACACAUACAACGACACAGCGCACACAGAACGACAGCUGGAUGAGAUACUGUCGGUGGUGUACGAGGAUGGGAAGUGGUCCAAGCCGUACUACGACUGUGGCGGGGGUAACAUCUGGAUGCUCACCUACACUGUACCUUUCUUUGGUUACAAUAAUGGAACUUAUUUUUUCAAGGGUACGAGCGGUAUAGACAUUGAUCUGCGGCGGGUUGACAUCGACCAGUGUCCUUUGCAGCCGGGCUCCACUCAACUUAAUAUCUUUGCUGGUACUGACAAAUGUAAGAAGACAACUACAGAGUGUAAUCCUGUGCCUGGUCUGGGAUUUCGCCGUGGCUCGUACCGCUGUAUUUGCAAACGCGGUUUCUACUUUCCCAACACCACAUCUGAAAAUCGCUUUUACAAUGGCAGUGACAUCGAAGAGGAAUACGAAAAGUAUCUAUCUGAUCAACCAAGUCUUUACUCGUCUGAGCUCGCCUUCGAGUGCCUUCCGUGUGCUGAAGGCUGCGAGUCCUGUGUAGACGACUCUCCUUGCGUGGCCGCCCUCAACUGGGCAAUAAGGACUACUAUACUAGUGCUCGCCUGUCUCGUCCUAUCUUGUCUUCCAUUCAUCGUGUACUUCACUAUCAAAUAUGGACAUGUGAGAGUGGUUCGUGCGGCCAGUCCAGCCUUACUUCGCAUGAUCGUGCUAGGAGCAGCGCUGAUAUACUGCACGACCCUGGUGAUGUACGGGCGACCGACUCGUUUCACUUGUACUGCAAGAGUGUGGCUUAGAGAGGUCGGGUUCUGUUUGACAUAUGGUGCCUUGAUGCUCAAAACUUGGAGAAUCUCAGUGAUAUUUCAAGUAAGAUCAGCCAGAGCGGUGAAGAUAUCUGACAUGUACUUGCUCCGCCGCAUAGGAGUGAUCGUGGGCGCGGCGUGCGUGUUACUUUCUAUCCGAACACUAGUAGCGCCUCCCGCCGUCAUCGUCGGACGAACCAAAGAUGAUCUGAAAGCAUAUCUAUGUGAUACAGACUGGUGGGACCACUCGUUUACAACGCUGGAGGUGAUCUUCCUGAUGUGGGGUAUUCGAUUAUGCAUCAUGGUGCGGAAAGCGCCAUCAGAAUUCAAUGAGAGUCGGUUCAUAUCCAUGGCCAUCUACAAUGAAUUCCUUCUCUCACUCUUCCUUAAUAUUUCAAUGUUGUUCCUCAAAUCGCCGGCUAACCCUGAUCUUUUGUACAUAAUAUUCUUCUGCCACACGCAGUUAACCGUAACUCUGCUUCUAUGUUUUAUUUUUGGGAGUAAGAAAAGUGAUACUUAUGUUGAAUUAGAACGUACAGCUAGAUAUUUCUUGCAGGCCUAUAUGGUGUUCCGCGGUCACGGUAAAGAUGAGCGAGAGAAGACUGGCAAGUUCAGGUCGAGACCAGCAGAGUCCACUUACAUCAUGACCACUAACAGAACAACCCGCUUCUGUGAUAACAUGACAGAAAAUGAUGUUGAGGAGGAGUUUAAAAAAGUAUGUAGUCAACUUGAAAAACUUAGAGAAAGGUGUGACACACAUAACCACAUCAGAAACGUUAUUACUGAUAUGCUGGAAACAGCGAGUAAAUAUGAACGUAAGCCGGUACCGACGGAUCCUGCUCCUCUCAAACUUAAUACAGUAUUUAGUGCUGUAGCUGGAAGACUUAUGUGUGCAGUCACACCUGGAGAAGAAUCCAGUAGUAGUGGCAGAGAUUUGCCAUUUGAGGCACCACCAAGUUUCAGGCAGAAAAAUUUCACACCUCCAAAAAGCACAGAUAACAGCAACGCAGAACAGAGUCAUACGGACAUAACAACGGAUUCUCCGAAGAAAAGAUUGGAUACAGCUGAUGAGACUAAUGAAGAGAAACCAAACGGUGUCUUCAAAAUUUCUGGUGAGGCUGCAUGUAGUGAUAUUCGUCCGCCCGACGUAGCUAGUAGAAAUGGUAUUGAGAGGAGUGAAAAAAGUGAGCUUAAAUCUAGUCCAAGUAGUACGGAGACUAUCCGCGGUGUAAAGUCAGGUCACACAAGGACUCACGCUAUAAUAAUUAAUUUAGACGAUAAGAGUCGUUUUACCGAAGAAGUGACAGUUUAAAUCACUAACGGAGACUAUAUUUUCAUUCUUUAAAUAGUGGAUAUAAAGUUUUAGGUAAUUAAAAUUGUCAAGGUUACUAUUUCCUUCUUUGAUAGAGAGAUGGAUGGCUUUUAAAAAUGUUACGUUUUACUUGUUUCGUGAUAAUUCUAGUCUAUACUGUGAUUCAUAGUUUAAUAAUAUUAAUAAUUUUAAGAAUUCAAUACUUUUACAAUGCAUAUCAAAUAUAACUUCCUUCUGUGUAAAUGGAUGUUAGGAGUGUAAAUAUAAAAUACAAAAUUAAUAAUUUUAUUUUGCCUUCAAACUCAAUGCAUUUCCAGUUUAACAGUUUACGCUAACAAUACUCUAAAGUAAGAAAAAAUAUUUCUAGAACCAACCGUGAUAAUUAAGGAAAUCAUUUACAUUUUUCUGCUAAAACGAAUCGCCUAUUUGAAAGCUAUUAUUUUUAAUAGCAAACUUUGAUUUUACUUCAUUCUGUGUUGAAGAAUGUUAAAUGUGUAUUUUAAUAGUAGAAAAGUAAAUUGUAAUUGCUCCCAAACACGAACUCGGCCACAAGAAUAAGACAGUGUUCUUAUUUUGCUGCAUAAUGAGGAUAGUCUAAGAGUUUCAAAUAAUAUUUCUUGCCGAGAAAAGAAAUUAAUUUGCAAUAAA